AUGAGUGAAGAUGAAGAAGAAACACAAACAUUGUUUGAAGCUGAAGUAAAAAUUGAAUAAUAAAUAAAGGAAUAAACUCCGGAUAAGGGAAAGAAAAAUAAAAGAUCUAAUGAUUAAUCACGUCUUUCAAAAUUAGAUGUAUUUUUCAUAAUAAUUUUAUUAUCAAUAAUGUUAUUCACAGGAUUUAAUUUAAUGGGGCAUUUUAAUAAUGGUAAACUUGUUUAAUAUGUGAAUUAGUUAAAAUUCUAUCAAAUUCUCUAAAUAAUGAAAUAUUAAAAGGGUUAUAAAAUGUUCAUUAAAACAAAAGCUUAACAGAAGAAUAAUAUAUUACAAAAGAUAAUGAUAGCUAAAUCUCAAAAAAAAUAAAUAUAAAAUUACCGGUUGUAAAAGAUGAAAAAGAGAUCCAAAAAAUAAUGCCUGUAUAUUCCAAUAAUAUUUAUUCUUAAAAUGAAUUAUAAAAUGGAAUAAGAAUAUUAUUUAUUAAAUCAAAUACUUAAAGGAUUGAUUUUGCAAUAACAUUAAAAAUUGGAAAGAGGAAUGAUCCAUUCGAUAAACAUGGAUUGACAGAACUUUUAUUUAGAUGUCUAUAAACAAAUUUUUAGAUUCAAAUCUAUGAUUACUACACAACAUUAACAACUGAGCUAAAUAUAUAUGAAGAAUUAAAUGAUAAAUUACAAGAAUUGUAUAACAUUUUGACAAAACCAUCAUUUGUAAAUAUAGAAAAGAAUGCUAAUGAUUUAUUUAAUGAUUUAAAACUUUAAUAGAAAUCUGGCGAUUUUAAUUAUGUAAGUGAGUUCCUGAGUUAAAAUUUUACAUUAUAAGAUUUAAAACUUUUAGAAGUAGAUUCUGAUCAACUAAUCGAAUAAUAUAAUCAAUAUAUUUCUGCUGAUACUAUUAGCUUAAUUUUUAAGAGUUAAAUUUAGUAGAAAAUGAUCUUGGAUUAAUUAUUUUAAUCAAAUCUAGUCUAAAUAAAAAAUUUAUAUAAAUUUUAAAAAGCAGACUUUGACAAUAAAUAUGACUUAGGUAAAAAUAUUCUGAAAUUCAAAAGUGAAACAUAAUAAUUGGCAAUAUUUUUUAUGAAUGAUUAAUUCAGUUUCUAAAAAUUCUUAAGUUAUUUAUUACCCAAACCAUUUUAGGAAGUAAAGAGAUAGAAUCAUUUAUUAUUUAAUUUAGAAUAAGAUUUAAAAACUGUUUUAAAUUCAACUAAUAAAUUCAUGUCAUUUUUAGAUUAUUUAAAAUAAGUAGAUGAAAUCUAACUUAAAAAUUUAUAUUCUUAUAUGUAAUCAAGAGAAAAAUUAUUAUUAAAUACCAGAUAAGAAGAGAAUCUUUUUUCAAUAGGACAAAUUCUAUUUUAAAAUCCAGAUUAUGUCUUCAAAGAAUAACAAUAUUUGCCUAUAUUUGAUAAAUAAGAAUUUGAUUAAUUUUUAUAAAAUUUGGCUAAUAAUUUUAUUGUUUUAAUAGGAAGUAAGAAUUUCUAAUAUAAUAAAACACAUGAAUCUUAAAUGGAUGAUUCAAAAUUUAUAAUGGAUGAUGUUUUAAAUAAAAUCCAUGAAGAUUUUAUAUUUGACAAAAAACCAUUAGAUCAGAUAUUAAAUAUUGAUGAUAAAUAUGAAUUUUAGUUACCUUCUAUAAGUCCAUUCUUACCUGAAAACUUAACUAAAAAAAUCUCAGUUUGUUAAGAACCUAUAAAUAAAAUAUCAGGAUAAAGAGUAUAAAAAAUAGAUGAUUUAAGAAAAACAGUACAAGUAGUAAAAUUUAAAGGGUCAAGAGAACCAUAGUUUAAAGAAGUAAAAUUUUUUUGUGAAUUUCCACUUCCAGACUUUUAAGUGGAUUGCUAAUAGAUUGAAAAAGCAGCUUAAAACUCAUCAACUCCUUUUUAGAUUACUAAGAAUGUUUGGUGGAAACCAAGUAAUUUAGGUUUUAUGGUAUUUAAAGGGUUGUUUAUUGAAUAAACUAUGCCUCCUUUUUUGACCUAAAGUAGAACUAUGCUAAAAUUGUUACAAAAUUAUUAUACAGAAUUAUCUAAAAGACUUUUAUAAGAAGAAUUUGAACUUGGAUAUGAAUUAUCCUUUAAAGAAUCGAUUAAUGGUCUCAAUAUAUAGAUGCUAGGUUAUUCAGAGAAAAUAACAGAAUUUGAGAAUAAAGUGAUUGAUUUGAUGGGUUAUCAAGAUGAGUAACUAUUUUAAUAAGUGAAAGAUUUUUAGAUAUAGGAUAUUAAGAGAUUUCAUGAGUAAAAUUUGUUUCUUUUGACAUCAAAAUUUUAUUUACCUUAUAUAAUGUUGAGACCUAUUGAUACUCAAUAAGAAAUAUUGUCUGUAUUGAACAAAAUUAACUUUAAAUAAUUUUAAGAAUUUCGAAGUUCUCUUUUACCCAAUAAAUUUGUAAUUUUAAAUAUUGGAAAUAUAUUACCUAAUUAUGAUUCAGUUAAAGGCUCUUAAAAAAUGUAUUUAACAUAAACAUUAAAUCUGAAUGGGCUAAAUUUGAAGUAUAUAGUUCAAAGAGAAUCAAAAAAUGACUUAAAUUAAUCAGUUCUAAAUUACUAUCAAACAGGAUUAACUAGUAUUGAAACAACAGCAAAAUUGUAUUUUUAUGAAGAUUUCUUAUAAUCAUAUGCUAUAAAUUAUUCUUAAAUAGGAUAAUAAAUUCAAAUAAAAAGAUAAUCACUAGGAUGUGCAGAUGGAUUAUUAAUUUAUAUGUAAGAUGUAGUACCUUAAAAGGGGUAGGAAGAAAUUGAGAAUUUUUUAGAAAAAGCAAACUCACAUUUGAGUAAAUUACAAAAUUAAAAUAUAUAAGAAUAGAAAUUACAUACAAUAAAUAAAUUAUAAAAUUAAAUAACAUUUAACACUUUAUAAGAAGAAGGUAAAUAUAUAUGGGAUAAGAUUGUUAAUAAGAAUUAUGCAUUUAGUGAGAUUUAAGAUGUAAUUAAAUAUUUAGAUGAAAUUCUUCCUAAAAAUUUGAAAGAUUGUUCAAAUUUAACUAAGUAGGGAUAAAUAAGUGUACAAGUUUAUGCAAAUGAUUAAUCGAUUGAAAAAAUGAAAGGAACCAAGAGCAUAGAGUAAUUAGUUAAUAAGAAAGUUUAUGAAUGUUUUUUUACAUUAUGA
This is a messenger RNA of Paramecium sonneborni, 3101 nucleotides long. The record is from the annotation of a GenBank genome assembly. NCBI's taxonomy places the organism in Eukaryota, Ciliophora, Oligohymenophorea, Peniculida, Parameciidae.